CCGGCCCAAGGUUGCCCAGCUGGUAGGUGAUGGGGUUGGGAUUUGAACCCGGGCCAUCUGACACCAGUCUGUAUCCCAUUCAUUGCUGCCUAGUACCCUCUCUGUUGAAUGGCCCUUUUGCUGAUGUCCUCUCUUACUUUCUUUAUUUGGUAAUCUUUUUAAGUGGAUCUUGACGGAGGAGAUAAAGGAGAGCAUUUAUUUACUUUCUUUCCUAGUCAGAUUUGAAUCUUACCUGAGUCCCUCAUAAAUGUGUUUCCUUUCUCUUUGACAUGGAGCUUGGUGGGGUAAAAAGAGUAGGACUUUUUUUGAGGUUAACAGACUGAAACAGAACCAAAUAAAACAACUUCAAAGCAGCUUCAUAUCACUAAUUAUUAAUAGACUUGCCUAAUUUGAUCCCAAAUUCUAACUUUCAAGUUCUAACAUUUUAUUUUAAAAACUAGGUCAGAAAAAGAGUGCACGCCAGUAUCACGUACAAUUCUUUGGUGAUGCCCCAGAAAGAGCUUGGAUAUUUGAGAAGAGCCUUGUAGCUUUUGAAGGAGAAGGACAGUUUGAAAAAUUAUGCCAGGAAAGUGCCAAGCAGGCACCCACGAAAGCUGAGAAAAUUAAGCUGUUGAAACCUAUUUCAGGGAAAUUGAGGGCCCAGUGGGAAACGGGCAUCGUUCAAGCAGAAGAAGCUGCAAGCAUGUCUGUGGAGGAGCGGAAGGCCAAGUUCACUUUCCUCUACGUGGGGGAGCAGCUUCACCUCAACCCUCACGUAGCUAAGGAGGCAGGCAUUCCUGUGGAGGCUCCGCCUCUGGGACCCAUGGUAGAGCCCUCAGGAGUCCCCGAGGAAGCUGCUGCUGACCCCAGGUCCAUGCGAGAAGAGGGCGUUCCCAUCAAGAGAAGGCGGAGAGUGAAGCUGUCUAGCUCUGCCGAAAACCGAGCGGGUGACCCUGGGACAGUACAGAGUACUCCUCAAAAGAUGGCAGAGGCCGACCCCAAGAGAGGAGUCGGGUCUCCUCCUGGGAGGAAGAAGGCCACGGCCUCCGCUCCACGAAGCAGAAAGGGAGAUGCGGCAUCCCAGUUUCUGGUCUUCUGUCAGAAGCACAGGGAUGAGGUGGUCGCAGAGCACCCGGACGCCUCGGCCGAGGAGGUCAAAGAGCUGCUCGGCUCCCAGUGGGACAUGCUCAACGAGAAGCAGAAGGCGCGCUAUAACACCAAGUUUGCCCUCGUGGCCUCUCCCCAGUCUGAAGAAGACUCCGGUAACGUAAAUGGGAAAAAAAGAAGCCAUACCAAGAGGACACAGGACCCUCCUGAAGACGUUGAAAUUGAAGACGCACCCAGGAAAAGACUCAGGACCGACAAGCACGGUCUCCGGAAGAGAGAGACGGCGAGUGACAAGAUGGCCCGAACAGGUUCUUGCAAGGCCAUGGAGGCCGCCACCUCGCUGAAGAGCCAGGCAGCAACGAAACACCUGUCUGACGCAUGCAAACCACUGAAGAAGCGAAAUCGGGCGUCUGCAGCAGCGUCGUGCGCUCCUUUUAGCAAAAGUUCAUCUCCUUCUGCGUCCCUAACUGAGAAUGAGGUGUCGGACGGCCCGGGAGACGAGCCCGCCGAGUCCCCGUACGAGAGCGCCGACGAGACCCAGACCGAAGCGUCUGUCUCCUCCAAGAAGUCUGAGCGGGGCGUGGCCGCCAAAAAGGAGUACGUGUGUCAGCUGUGCGAGAAGCCGGGCAGCCUCCUGCUGUGCGAGGGGCCCUGCUGCGGAGCCUUCCACCUCGCCUGCCUCGGGCUGGCCCGGAGACCCGAAGGGAGGUUCACCUGCAGCGAGUGCGCCUCAGGGAUUCACUCGUGUUUCGUGUGUAAGGAGAGCAAGACCGACGUCAGGCGCUGCGUCGUGUCGCAGUGCGGGAAGUUCUACCACGAAGCCUGUGUGAGGAAGUACCCUCUGACCGUGUUCGAGAGCCGAGGCUUCCGCUGCCCCCUGCACAGCUGCGUGACCUGCCACGCGUCCAACCCUUCCAACCCCAGGCCGUCGAAAGGGAAAAUGAUGCGGUGCGUCCGCUGCCCCGUCGCCUACCACGGAGGGGACGCUUGUCUGGCGGCCGGCUGCUCUGUGAUCGCUUCCCACAGCAUCAUCUGCACGAGCCAUUUCACUGCCCGCAAGGGGAAGAGGCAUCACGCUCACGUGAACGUGAGCUGGUGUUUCGUGUGCUCCAAAGGGGGAAGCCUGCUGUGCUGUGAGUCCUGCCCGGCGGCCUUCCACCCCGACUGCCUGAGCAUCGAGAUGCCCGACGGCAGCUGGUUCUGCAACGAGUGCCGAGCCGGGAAGAAGCUGCACUUCCAGGACGUCGUCUGGGUGAAACUGGGGAACUACAGAUGGUGGCCGGCAGAAGUUUGCCAUCCCAAAAAUGUUCCCCCAAAUAUUCAGAAAAUGAAGCACGAGAUUGGAGAAUUCCCUGUGUUUUUCUUUGGGUCUAAAGAUUAUUACUGGACGCAUCAGGCGCGAGUGUUCCCGUACAUGGAGGGGGACCGGGGCAGCCGCUACCAGGGGGUCAGAGGGAUCGGAAGAGUCUUCAAAAACGCACUGCAGGAAGCUGAAGCUCGUUUUCGUGAAAUCAAACUUCAAAGGGAAGCCAGAGAAACACAGGAGAGUGAGCGCAAGCCCCCGCCGUACAAGCACAUUAAGGUGAACAAGCCCUAUGGGAAAGUCCAGAUCCACACGGCCGACAUCUCUGAGAUCCCCAAGUGCAACUGUAAGCCCACCGACGAGAACCCCUGCGGCUUCGACUCGGAGUGUCUGAACCGGAUGCUGAUGUUCGAGUGCCACCCGCAGGUGUGCCCCGCGGGCGAGUACUGCCAGAAUCAGUGCUUCACCAAGCGCCAGUACCCCGAGACCAAGAUCAUCAAGACCGACGGCAAAGGGUGGGGCCUGGUCGCCAAGCGGGACAUCAGAAAGGGAGAGUUCGUGAAUGAGUACGUCGGUGAGCUGAUUGACGAGGAGGAGUGCAUGGCGAGGAUCAAACAUGCACACGAGAACGACAUCACACACUUCUACAUGCUCACCAUAGACAAGGACCGGAUAAUUGAUGCUGGCCCCAAAGGAAACUACUCCCGGUUCAUGAAUCACAGCUGCCAGCCCAACUGUGAGACCCUCAAGUGGACGGUGAACGGGGACACUCGCGUGGGCCUGUUUGCCGUGUGCGACAUCCCCGCAGGGACGGAGCUGACCUUUAACUACAACCUCGACUGUUUGGGUAACGAGAAGACAGUCUGUCGGUGUGGGGCCUCCAACUGCAGCGGGUUCCUUGGGGACAGACCAAAGACCUCGACGUCCCUUUCUUCAGAGGAAAAGGGCAAAAAGAGCAAGAAAAGAACGAGGAGGCGGAGAACCAGAGGCGAAGGGAAGAAGGAGUCCGAGGAUGAGUGUUUCCGCUGUGGGGACGGCGGCCAGCUGGUGCUGUGUGACCGCAAAUCCUGCACCAAGGCCUACCACCUGUCGUGCCUGGGCCUGGGCAAGCGGCCCUUCGGGAAGUGGGAAUGUCCUUGGCACCACUGUGACGUGUGUGGCAGACCUUCCACGUCAUUCUGCCACUUCUGCCCCAACUCAUUCUGCAAGGAGCACCAGGACGGGGCGGCCCUCGGCUCCACGCGGGACGGGCGGCCAUGCUGCUGCGAGCAUGACCUGGGGGCCGUGUCGGCCCGGAGCGCCCAGACUGGGAAACCCUUUCCGGAACCCAGCAAGUCCAAGGGGAAGAGGAAGAGAAGGAGGUGCUGGCGGAGGGUCACGGAAGGCAAAUAGCGCCAGG
Herpailurus yagouaroundi (jaguarundi) is the source of this 3788-nucleotide messenger RNA. RefSeq names its product nuclear receptor binding SET domain protein 2 (gene NSD2). The coding region runs from base 683 to 3781 and encodes 1032 amino acids. The transcript is spliced from 19 exons. Gene Ontology annotation, molecular function: histone methyltransferase activity; protein binding. Gene Ontology annotation, cellular component: nucleus. The record is from RefSeq and is a predicted model, not a curated record. Lineage: Eukaryota; Metazoa; Chordata; Mammalia; Carnivora; Felidae.